This is a messenger RNA of Aureobasidium uvarum, 843 nucleotides long. The record is from the annotation of a GenBank genome assembly. NCBI's taxonomy places the organism in Eukaryota, Fungi, Ascomycota, Dothideomycetes, Dothideales, Saccotheciaceae.
AUGCCCAAGCUGCACAUCGGCAGUAGCAGAGACAAGGAUGGCCGCAAAGAGAGCCGAUCCGAGACCUCGGCCAACAACCGCGCCCGUGAAGAGGAAAAGAGCAGACUUCUUGCCUGGGAAGCACAGAAACAGCCCCUAGAGUACGACCAAAUAUUGGUCGAGCCCAACUCGAAGCCUGUUGGUCACAGCUCAAAGGUUUUACGGCGCGAGGAUUUCGAUCUUGUCAAAACACUCGGCACCGUCUGGCUCGCGAACUUGGUUACAUCCAACAAGGAGGAUGCAGACAAAGUCUUUGCUCUAAAGAUAUUGCGCAAGACUGAUGUCAUCCGCUUGAAGCAAGUCGAACAUGUUCGCAAUGAGCGCAACGUCCUGGCCGCCGUAGCAGGACACCCAUUCAUCACAACAAUGGUCGCCAGCUUCCAAGACCAAGACACUCUUUACAUGCUGGUUUUUAGCUAUUUGCGCCGCGCCCGCCGUUUCAACGAAUCCACGUCACAGUUCUACGCCGCCGAAAUCGUCCUCAUCCUCGAAUUCCUGCACGACCAUCAAGGUGUCGCAUACCGCGACCUCAAGCCCGAAAACAUUCUGAUCGACGCAGAAGGACACCUCAAGCUUGUGGAUUUCGGCUUCGCAAAGAAGGUCGAAAACAGAGAGACAUACACACUGUGCGGAACGCCAGAGUAUCUUGCGCCAGAAGUCAUCCGAAAUACCGGACACGGCCUAGCUGUUGAUUGGUGGGCACUGGGCAUCCUAAUUUACGAGUUCCUGGUCGGCCAACCGCCGUUCUGGGACCAAAACCCUAUGAAAAUCUACGAACAGUACGCAAGACCCACGAGAGAUUGA